Penicillium manginii is the source of this 366-nucleotide messenger RNA. RefSeq lists its product as uncharacterized. Bases 1 to 366 code for a protein of 121 amino acids. The record is from RefSeq and is a predicted model, not a curated record. Lineage: Eukaryota; Fungi; Ascomycota; Eurotiomycetes; Eurotiales; Aspergillaceae. The transcript has a single exon.
AUGUUCGCGAUUGUUGACUAUGAGUUUGGUCACCGACCGAUUCUUCUCUGUCGCGUUCAUAUCGGUGGAUUCCUUCCUCUGUAUAUGCCUCGUCAUCAUCGGAGUCCUCAAUCACGUCUCGCUGCCGAUGUGGUGGGGGAAGCGAUGGAGCUGUGGUUCGGGAAGCUCUGGCAGUUGAAGGCGGCGCAGCAUUAUUGCCAUCCUCGUCGUCGAUUUCCAGCUCAUUAUGUUUCCUCAGGGUUGACUGGGAAAGGAGAAAUCGUGGGGAGUUGGAGAAUUGAGGGCCGGCGCCUCUGCGCGUCGAUGGUUGGCGGCGAGACAGGCGAAAUGGAGACGGGGUCUAAUCACGACGUGUCAGCGCUGUGA